UUGAGGAAGAAAGUUUCAGUUGAUUUUCGAAACGCCAACGAGUUUGUUACAAUAAUGUCGGCACGCCUCUUAGUAUGUGCCUCUGCGCUUUUGGCAUUAGCCUCUGUUACCAGCAGCAGUGCUGCGCCUAAUGGACGUGUUGUUGGCGGCGUCGAUGCCACAAUCGGUCAGUUCCCACACCAGGUCUCUCUGCAGCGUGAAGAUGGCUCCCACACGUGUGGUGGAUCGAUUAUUAGUGAAAACUAUAUUCUGACAGCGGCGCAUUGUGUUGUUGUUGGCAAUGGUAUUGAACCUUAUCCUGCUAAAUUUUACCAAGUGCGGGUUGGCAGCAUACAACGUACGGUCGGUGGGCAGUUGUUGAAGUUGAAACGCAUUAUCGUUAACAAAACUUACGGUAAUUUCCUGAAUGAUGUAGCCCUCCUAGAGUUGGAACAACCCCUGGUGUUUACCAGCAAUAUACAAGCCAUCGAAUUGGCUGAUGAAGAGGUGGCCAGUGGUGAGGAUGUGAUAAUCUCAGGUUGGGGACGUCUAUCGACUUAUGGGCCAAUUCCGCAUCGCCUGCAAUGGAACACAUUGAAGGCCUUGAACGUAGAGGAAUGUGAAACUGCGAUUGAGAUGGGUCAUGACUGUUUGAUCUGUUUGGCUCAUCAAGAAGAGCAUGGCACAUGCUUUGGUGAUUCAGGUGGACCAGCCAUUUACAAUGGUAAACUGGUUGGCGUUGCUGGUUUUGUGGUGAAUGGUUGCGGUAGCGCCAAUCCCGAUGGUUAUGCUAAGGUGUUCUAUCAUCGUGACUGGAUUAAAGCUAAUGCCGGUGUCUAAAGUUGAAGACCAACAAUUAGAUAAAAGUCAAUUAUUUUUUAAAGAGAAAAAUUUCAAAAAGAAAGUUUUAAUGAAAAAUA
Molecule: messenger RNA, 899 nt
Organism: Ceratitis capitata (Mediterranean fruit fly)
Lineage: Eukaryota; Metazoa; Arthropoda; Insecta; Diptera; Tephritidae
Product: serine protease SP24D
Exons: 2
Coding region: 55-819 (254 amino acids)
Biological process (GO): proteolysis
Molecular function (GO): serine-type endopeptidase activity
Source: RefSeq, a predicted model, not a curated record